AUGGAUCAUACAAUUGUUAAAGGAAUAAUUAUGGCAAUUAUACUUUUGGAUUUAAAAGCUUUUCCAAAUAUUCACCAGUUACAAAAUACUGCUCAUUUACCUGCAUUUGAAGAAGUUUCUCGAACGAGACUUCCCAUAUAUUCAGUCUUUCUUUUUGCACUCUUUUUGUGCAUGUUUAUUUAUCAUUAUGGCGAACCAACUACUUCUUCAGAUACAGAAACUCUUACAGAUCUUACAACUAUUGAUACCACAGUAAGUCUUACAAAAUAA
Molecule: messenger RNA, 270 nt
Organism: Funneliformis mosseae
Lineage: Eukaryota; Fungi; Glomeromycota; Glomeromycetes; Glomerales; Glomeraceae
Source: the annotation of a GenBank genome assembly